UCUACUCUCUCAAGUAACGCUCAGACUGGACACUGACUCGAUUUCUAUAUUUCCCAGCGGCUCCCAACUUUUUUUUGGCACACGUCACCUUUCGCUUGGAUGCAAAUCCUGUUCGCCGCCUUGUCGCCACCUCCGGCUCCGCUCAGCAGGAUAACCUCCACCGAUCACUCUCCUCCACUGGGCCCUUCUUUUUAAAAAAAAAAUUUUUAACCCCAAAAAACAACCAACUGCACAGCCAGCCAAGCCGACGGGGGGAAAAAACCAGCUCCCACAGUGCGAUGAUUUGACUCCGUGUGAAAAUGUGUGACAACUGCGCCGAGCUGGUGGAGGUUUUAAAUGAAAUAUCGGACACGGACGGCAGUGAAGGAGGCUUCCAGCUGAAGAAGGAGCACGCCCUGCGAGUGCUGGGCUACAUCAGCUCCUGGACACAGAGACAAUGUCUCUGCUGCUUCAAGGAGUACAAGCACCUGGAGGUCUUCAACCAGCUGGUUUACGCCCUCAUCAACCUGGUCAUCGCUCAGAUCAGCAGCCUGAGGGACCGCCUCUGCAGCGUCCAGGACCGCCUCCGCAAAGGGGGCGCCGAGGGCGGCGGGUCCGAAUGGAGCGGGGGUGAGGCCGCGCCCGGGCCCCUCCCCCGGCCCUCCUCGCCGGGCGAGGACGAGCCCGUGAACGUGGAGAGGGACUCGGCCGAAGAGGACGCCGCCGACCUCAACCAGAACAAGGGCCCGAGUCAGCAGCCCAGCAGCAGCAGCACCAGCGGCGGCGACAGCAGCGACAGCCAGGACCCGUUCGGCUCCUGGAGCACCGAGGAGAGGGAGAAGCUGCUGCUGUGCGCCGCCAAGAUCUUCCAGAUCCAGUUCCCCCUCUACACAGCCUACAAACACAACACACACCCCACCAUAGAGGACAUUUCUGCUCACGAGAGCAACAUCCUCGGCUCCUUCUGCGACAUGAACGACGUGGAGGUGCCACUCCACCUGCUGCGCUACGUCUGUCUGUUCUGCGGGAAGCACGGCCUCUCCCUGAUGAAGGAGUGCUUCGAGACGGGCACGCCGGAGAGCCUUCCCUUCCCCAUUGCCCACGCCUUCAUCACCAUCGUCUCCAACAUCCGAAUAUGGUUGCACAUUCCUGCGGUCAUGCAGCACAUCAUACCGUUCCGCACCUACGUAAUACGGUACCUGUGCAAGCUGUCGGACCAGGAGCUGCGGCAGAGCGCAGCGCGCAACAUGGCCGACCUGAUGUGGAGCACGGUGAAGGAGCCGCUGGACAGCGCCCUGUGCUUCGACAAGGAGAGCCUGGACCUGGCCUUCAAGUACUUCAUGUCCCCCACGCUCACCAUGCGGCUGGCCGGGCUCAGCCAGAUCACCAACCAGCUCCACACUUUCAACGACGUCUGCAACAACGAGUCCCUGGUGUCCGACACGGAAACCUCCAUAGCGAAGGAGCUCGCCGACUGGCUGAUCCACAACAACGUGGUGGAGCACAUAUUCGGACCAAAUUUGCACAUCGAGAUCAUUAAACAGUGCCAGGUGAUCCUGAACUUCUUGGCGGCAGAGGGCCGGCUCAGCACGCAGCAUGUGGACUGUAUCUGGGCUGCAGCUCAGCUGAAACAUUGCAGCCGCUACAUCCACGACCUUUUCCCCUCGCUCAUCAAGAACCUGGACCCGGUGCCGCUCCGCCACGUCCUCAACCUGGUGUCAGGCCUGCACCCCAGCGCCCACACCGAGCAGACCCUGUACCUGGCCUCCAUGCUCAUCAAGGCUCUGUGGAACAACGCGCUGGCCGCCAAGGCCCAGCUGUCCAAGCAGAGCUCCUUCGCCUCGCUGCUCAACACCAACAUCCCCAUGGGCAACAAGAAAGGUUCUCCGGCUGCGAGUCCAGACAGCAGCGACAACAGCGACACGCAACACAGCGGAGGCAGCGACAUGGAGAUGGACGACCAGAUGAUGACCGGCAGCAAGAGGGGCCAGCAGAGGCUGUCUGACACGGAGGAGUCGAUGCAGGGCAGCUCCGACGAGACGGCCAACAGCGUGGAGGAGGGCAGCAGCGGGCCGGGCAGCAGCAGCGGCCGCAGCGAGGCCUCCAGCAACGAGGCCGCCUCCAGCCGAGCCAGCCAAUCGGCCGGCAGCCCUGGCAGCGAGCUGCACUCCGACGACAUGGCGGACAGAGAGGCCCUGAAG
Messenger RNA from Pseudoliparis swirei, 2180 nucleotides. Its product is annotated as ubiquitin carboxyl-terminal hydrolase 34-like. The annotation marks the transcript as partial. The record is from RefSeq and is a predicted model, not a curated record. The transcript has 15 exons. NCBI's taxonomy places the organism in Eukaryota, Metazoa, Chordata, Actinopteri, Perciformes, Liparidae.